AAAGAAAAAUAAUUUUAAUAACAGAAUUGAAAAAUGAAAAUCCACUUGAGAGGGAGAGAUAGUGAACUGAGGUUGAGUAUAAAAGGGAUUGGAGUGAGACAGAAGACGACAGUGUUUUUGCAGCUUUGUUCUUCAGCACAUCCCUUUGAAACGUGGCGUUGCUUCCAAUUUUUUCGGUUUUUGGUCGACCCUUUCCUCCCUUCUCUCUGUUUUUGCUGAUUCAUUCAUUCAAUUUGGUAUUGUUGAAUCAGACGACUCACAUUUAUCCAACCCUUUGCUCGUUUCUAGCUUCAGCUUUGAUCAAUCAAUUCGCCUCCGUUUAAUCUCUAAGUUUGUUAUGAGGGUAAUAUAAAGGCUUUGAUUGUCUAUGAAGACAUUUAAAUCAUGGAAUGCGCUUGUCAAGAAAAGAAAUGCUUUAUCUGACGGGGGAAACUGCGGAUUUAAAAUGAAGCAGCUUCCAUUUAUGGGAGUUAUUUGUACAGUUAUGUUGUUCAUUGUGUAUAGAACCACAAAUUAUCAAUACCAUGAGACAGAGAUGGAAACGAAAUUGCAUCCUUUUGAAACAGUAAAGGAUUAUCGACUGCCUUCUGGGAAAUUGAAAAGUUUGCCUCAUGGCAUCAUGCAAGCUCAUUCAGAUUUGGAACUAAGGCCUCUGUGGUCAAGGAGUAGUUCGCGGUCAAAGGUUAAUGAUACCACAAAUAAGAACUUGCUGGCAAUGCCUGUCGGUAUCAAGCAAAAAGAAAAUGUUGAUGAUGUUGUGCAAAAGUUUCUUGAAGCAAAAUUUUCCAUUAUUUUAUUCCAUUAUGAUGGCAAUGUGGAUGGAUGGUGGGAUCUUGACUGGGGUGACAAAGCCAUACACAUAGUAGCUCAUAACCAAACAAAGUGGUGGUUUGCAAAGCGCUUUCUACAUCCAGAUAUUGUGUCUAUUUAUGACUACAUAUUUCUCUGGGAUGAAGAUUUGGGGGUGGAGCAUUUUGAUCCAAGAAGGUACCUAGAAAUUGUAAAGUCAGAAGGUUUAGAGAUUUCUCAGCCAGCUUUAGACCCAAAUUCGACAGAAAUACAUCACAGAAUCACUAUACGAGCAAGAAUGAAGAAGUUUCAUAGAUUUGUGGAGGGAAUGGCUCCUGUGUUUUCAAGAUCUGCCUGGUAUUGUGCAUGGCAUCUGAUACAGAAUGAUCUUGUUCAUGGAUGGGGAGUGGAUAUGAAACUUGGGUAUUGUGCACGGGGUGAUCGUUCAAAGAACGUUGGCGUGAUUGACAGUGAGUACAUUGUUCAUAAGGGCAUACAAAGUCUGGGCGGGAGUGGGCAUCCAACAACAAGGGCAACAAUAAAGGGACAUGGGACUUCAGGUUUUGAUCUACGAACCGAGAUUCGGAGGCAAUCCACCGGGGAACUUAAAGCCUUCAAAGAACGAUGGAAUAAAGCUGUAGAAGAGGACAAGAACUGGGUGGAUCCAUUUCUAAGAUAUCAAAGGCGCAGAAAACAGAAACGUCAAACACAAUUGAGUUUUAAACUCAUGUCCUAACCAAGCUGGUUGGUUGGAUAUGUUUGUUCGGCUACCUCACACGCAGAUACAGUUGUCUCAUCCAUUACUUGUAUUUUAGUUCCCCUAGCCUUUUCUUGGAUGCUUAUUAUUAUUUCAUUAUUUGAACAUUCAUAAUUCUUUUCCCAUGCUCCGAAUCUUGUCUAAUAUGCCUAGCUUUACAUAUUUUCCUCCAUUUUUUUCUGCAAUUUGUAAUUAAAAAGUAUAUCAACUUGUAACUUCAAUUGAUUAAUUUAAUAUUAAAA
Molecule: messenger RNA, 1788 nt
Organism: Durio zibethinus
Lineage: Eukaryota; Viridiplantae; Streptophyta; Magnoliopsida; Malvales; Malvaceae
Source: RefSeq, a predicted model, not a curated record